Molecule: messenger RNA, 2088 nt
Organism: Schistocerca cancellata (South American locust)
Lineage: Eukaryota; Metazoa; Arthropoda; Insecta; Orthoptera; Acrididae
Product: G-protein coupled receptor dmsr-1-like
Exons: 1
Coding region: 649-1803 (384 amino acids)
Biological process (GO): G protein-coupled receptor signaling pathway
Cellular component (GO): membrane
Molecular function (GO): G protein-coupled peptide receptor activity
Source: RefSeq, a predicted model, not a curated record
GCGCUGCGUCCUGUCGGAAAAAUAAACAGUGGGGAGUGGGUAGACAGGUCAUCCUCCGACUACCAGUUUAAAUUUCUACCGUGUCCUACGUAAAAGCUCAUUUCUGUCGGGUAUCAAAAAUUUUUAAUGGUGAAGAGUACUCGUUGUAAACGUUCAGACAUCGUGAGAUACCAUGUGCUGGUUUGAGUCGUGUUGACAAAGAAAAAAGUUUUCAGUGAUUUUAGUUUUACAUCAGACAUGUUCUAGUGGAGGAUGAAGAACGGCAGACUAAUUUUCUUCUCUUCUCUUACAAGCACGAGGGGGGAAAUGGCAAUAAUGACUUGGCCACUCUACAUGAAAAAUUCCCGAUAGUUACGCAGUGCAUCAAUAACGAAAAAUAUGUUUCCGUCGGCAGUGAGAUUCUGUCGUUUUUAGCAGUACUCUGGUAAGCUUUGCGCUUACUUUUCAAGGUUUUUAUCAAGAUCAAGAGUUACUGAAACGUGGCUUGGCUGAGUGUGUAGAGCUACAGUACCUGUUUCAAAUUACGUUGGCUGUCAUGAAGGCACCUGUGAUACUACUCUAAUUCAUCGUGACGUCAUGAACGUAAUCAACAAGUAGUGACACUGUUAUCAUCUGUGAGGUAGCUGGGACCACGUGUACACCGAGACGAUGACGACAGAAAUUAUUUUCACUUCUGAGAGCGUAAUGAAUGGGACGAAGAUGAUGGACACGUCGAGCGAAGUGACGGCUGCCAACGCGACGGUCGAGCGGCUGUUCUGCGGUUCGGGCCUGCAGCAGUUCCACGCGGGCUACAAGGAACUGCACGGCUACUUCAGCCUGCUGGUGUGCAUCUUCGGCUCGGUGGCCAACUCGCUGAACAUCGCGGUGCUGACGCGGCGCGAGAUGCUGUCGGCGACCAACAGCAUCCUGACGGGCCUGGCCGUGGCCGACCUGCUGGUGAUGGUGGAGUACGUGCCGUACGCGCUGCACAUGUACCUGCUGCGGCGGCCGCGGGCGCUCACGUACACGUACGCGUGGGCCGUGUUCGUGCUGUUCCACUCCAACUUCGCGCAGGUGUGCCACACGGUGUCGAUCCUGCUGACGGUGACGCUGGCCGUGUGGCGCUACCUGGCCGUGGCGCACCCGCAGCGCGGCCAGAUCGGCGUGCCGUGCACGCUGGCCGUGGUCGGCUCGGCGUACGUGCUGGGCCCGCUGCUGUGCACGCCGCACUACCUCGCCUUCGAGGUGGCCGAGGUGCGCGAGCGCAACGCGACGCUCUACUUCGUGCAGAUGAGCCGGCUGAGCCAGGCGGCCGGCGGCCUGCUCGGCGACGUCAACUUCUGGGUGUACGGCGUCGUCGUCAAGCUGACGCCGUGCGCCGCCCUCACGGUGCUCAGCCUGCGCAUCGUCGCGGCGCUGCUGGAGACGAAGCGGCGCCGGCGCCAGCUGACGGCGUCGGCGUCGGCGUCGUCGCGCCAGCAGGACAAGGAGCGCCAGACGGACCGCACGACGCGCAUGCUGCUGGCCGUGCUGCUGCUCUUCCUGGCCACCGAGCUGCCCCAGGGCGUGCUCGCCCUCCUCAGCGGGCUGCUCGGACACCGCUUCUUCGCCGAGUGCUACGUGCCGCUGGGCGAGCUCAUGGACGCGCUCGCGCUGCUCAACUCGGCCGUCAACUUCAUCCUGUACUGCAGCAUGAGCCGCCAGUUCCGAGUCACCUUCUGCCAGCUGUUCCGGCCGCGAGCGCUCGGCCGCUGGAUCGCGGUAGAGAUGUCCCACAACGGCGUCACCACCACCAACAACGCGACGCAGGUCACCCAACUGUAGUACGUCCGGUGGGCCGGCUGGGGCUACUCCGACGUGGUGGAGCGUCAUUCCCUACCCGUCGCCUUUAAGUGCAGGCACCGCCGUAUGGCCUAAUCUCAUAUCAGACAUCAUCCACUAUUUCACACCUUGGCCGUUUUAUAGCACAGUCAUUUAUUUCACAUGUAAAUAAAAUGUCGUGUGACUAGGGCCUAGCCGGCCGGUGUGGCCGAGCGGUUCUAGGCGCUAUAGUCUGGAACCGCGAGACCGCAACGGUCGCAGGUUCGAAUCCAGCCUCGGGCAUGGAUG